Messenger RNA from Hydractinia symbiolongicarpus, 2537 nucleotides. Its product is annotated as BRCA1-associated ATM activator 1-like. The record is from RefSeq and is a predicted model, not a curated record. Bases 99 to 2477 code for a protein of 792 amino acids. Gene Ontology annotation, cellular component: nucleus. Lineage: Eukaryota; Metazoa; Cnidaria; Hydrozoa; Anthoathecata; Hydractiniidae. The transcript is spliced from 11 exons. Gene Ontology annotation, biological process: DNA damage response; cell population proliferation; positive regulation of protein phosphorylation.
AUUCAUGCUUAUAAACGUGUCGUACUUAGAGAGAUAGGCGCAACAUAUUUUAAUUUGCGUUGAAAAAUUAAUUUUUCAGUUUCACUUUAAAAAUAACAAUGCUGUCGCAGUUAGAAUUCAUAGCCGAACUGCCAACAGUAUUCAGCCUUUUGAAACACAAUUCAGAAGCCAUUGUUGAUGAUACUUCAAUCGAACGAUUACUCAAUUGGUUGGAAGAAAUAUGUAAAGAGAAAUCAAAGAGGCUUGUUGAUGUGAGUAUCCCGUUUUUAAAAGCAGAGGAAGUCUGGAAACAUCCAGUGGCGUUGUCGUUUGCUUUAAGGUAUGCUGGUUUUCUGGGGUGUACAAACGCUCUUCAUUUUGCAGAACUAUAUGAACUUAUUCAGCAGAUGUUAAAGAAACUCGUCCAACAUGACCUCUUCACUGAACCAACAGUGAAGUGUGCCUAUUAUAGCUGUCUCACUUCGUUAUAUAAGAGCGAGCAUUGUUGUGAUAAAAUGCAAGCCGACCUCCCAGUAUUGAUAAACACAUUCACCAAAUCGUAUUUGUAUGUGAAGAAGACAGCUGUGAAGUUUUUUGCAAACUAUCUCAAUGCAGUCGUGAACAAACAGCCGGCGUUGGAUGGCAUAAUUAAGAAAUUUAUGCUUUCUGAAGAUAUGCCUGUGCUGGGAUCCAUUCUUGACAGCGUCACUCUGUUGUGCGAAUUAUCCAUCAGCACAGGUUUGAUUGUUCUGAAAGAAAGCAAGUUGAUUAAGCAUAGCAUGAUACAAACUGAGGAGAAGAAAUCUACAGAACUGCUGAGUUCAUUGAUGGCAUUGUUUUCGGUGAUAACAAGUUCAGAAGUAGAAGUAGACUGGGACGAGCUAAUCCUUAUGACGCCUUCGGAAAAUGUACAUUCCUAUUUAUUGGAAUUUGUUGCGUUGGUAAAUAAAAAAAUGGUGUAUCACCUUCCUGAUUUAUGUGGCAGCCUGAUCCAGUCUAAUAGGAAAAGGUAUUUUCCACCAGACUGGAACUCUCUUCUGUUUGAUGUUAUAUUUAAAACGGUAAUCUAUGAGAAGAAGGUGCAAGAUUUAACCGCUGUGGAGGAGAGACUUCCGCUUCAACAAUGGAAGAAAUUACUGGUCUCCAUAAUCACAGUUAUGUGCAAAGUUUUAAAGAAGGUCAAACACGAUACCCACAGUGCAGCCCAUGUCGACAUGUGGACAAACUUCUGUUUGCGGCUAUUAACCGUCUCGUUGAGUUGCAAAGUUGACAUUUCAAUCGAUGAAUACUUCCUCUCUAUCAUCAACAAUAGAAAGAUAUCCCGACUUUGCUUUUGUUACUUGGACGCGUUGGAUUUAUCAGAUUUAAACAUCGAGAUGAAAAAAAAGCUUGUUUCUUGUCUUUGGACUUGCUUAUCCAGUCAGCUUGAUAACUCACAGAUGAUAUGUUCAACGUUAGAACUACUUUCAAAGUUUAUAUCAAACCACGUUGAAAACUUCACCACAGUGUUGGCACAUCAAUCUACACAUGCUGUUACAUGCAUGUUGAAUAUGAAACUUCUUGAUGUCAGUUGGGAAGUGAGGGAUUCUGUGAUUAGUGUGCUUCUUGAGAUUGUGCUCACUGCAAGGAAAGGUGCAAGCGAAUGUGUCACAUUUCUUGAGCAGGAUUCAUUUUGGUGUCAUGCGCUCGACUUAAUAGACGACGAUGAAAGUUACGUGAGGUCAAAAACUGUUAAAUUUCUCGGCGAAGUCUCGACGUAUGAUCCAGUGUGGAAGAUAUUCUGCACGAAACACACGUACAAUAGGGAGAAACUAUGGCGACGUUUGGAGUUGAUAUUUACCAGCGAAGCACGUCAAGACGACAUGUUUACACGUCGUAGUAUUCUCGACGUGUUAGUGACGUGGACAGAAUCGGGAAUGUGUACCCAAAUAUUCUUCAACAAUUCAACAACUGAAAGAAUGGACAUUGUAUACAGUCAGAACUUAAAUAUCAGAAAUUCUGUGUUGAAUAUUUUGCAGAACGGUAGUCACGAUUUUGACUGGGAAGUACGAAAGCUAACUCUUUCUGUUUGGACUAGUAUUGUCUCAAUGUCCUCGAACGAUGAAAAUGAAUGGAAGAUGUUUGUUGAGUUGACGGUAAAAGACGGGCACGCGAGACGUAUUUGUCUCGGUGUUUCAGACUGUGAAUACAAAGUUCGGUGUGCUGCACUUCAGUGUUUACAAAUCUUCAAGAACAAGUUGUGUACUAUGCAAAGCAUUAGUGGAAAUAGCACCAAUUUUCAUAUAUCCUGUUUAGAAGACUUUGACACUUUUAUAGCUUCGAAGAAAAGCUUUCGAUUAGAACAGUUUGAACAGAUUUUAAGUGUUGUUGAUUUUUCUAGUUUGGCAAGCAAACUAGAAGUGAUAGAUAUAUCGGUAAAAAGCGACCCUGUGUCGUUUUUACAUGACAUCAUUUCGUCGACAAAACAAAGUGAGGAGAAUUUGUUAGAUUGCUAUUAAAAGACGAAUUAAAAUGGAAAACAUUUCCUAGAAGAAAAAACUUGCGCCAAAUAAAUAGCA